Messenger RNA from Camellia sinensis, 532 nucleotides. NCBI's taxonomy places the organism in Eukaryota, Viridiplantae, Streptophyta, Magnoliopsida, Ericales, Theaceae. The record is from RefSeq and is a predicted model, not a curated record.
AAGGUAGGGUUUCCGAUAGUGAAUCGCGACAUUGUGCUUCGAUUGGGUCACCGAAGGCUAGGGUUUCCACCACCACAGCCACCUUCAUUAUCAUCAGGUUCCUCAAAUUCUACAUUGACGCCGCUGUCUUCUCUUUCUCUCUCUGCUUCGAACCCCCAUGGGAGCUCUCCGCAUUACAACAUGUUGUUACAUUGUUUUGCAAUUGCUGAAAUUGUCAAUUGGAGAAUCUUUAGAAGAUCCAAUAUAUUACGUUUUAAUGCGACGCCCUAACAAUGUCCAAGUCUGGAAUAGUGGAAAGUCUCUUGUCAUGGGCAGAUUCUGGAAUAGUGUUUCCUGCGGUGAAUUCUUUGGUCAAUCGCCUGAUAAGGACUCGGAUAUUUGUGGGUUACGUGAGAUAAAUGAUCCGCCUGACAAACAGGAAGAAGGAUUAAAACUUCAGCAAGGUCAUUUAGAAGGAUCAACAAUUAUAUAUGUACUUACCAGAAAAGAAACAUUAAGCAUAUCAAAGUUUCUUUGCAAGUGUCAUAUGUAG